AUGGAUGUGAAUUAUUUAGAUAUUUCCAAAGGUUUUAGCAAUCUGGAAAAAUAUAGUGAGAUUUUAGAUGAUAACAUUAAUAUUUGCAAGGGUAUGGUGUACGGGUCUUUACUUAAGGGUACAGUUCCUAAUUGUCCAGAAAGGUUUAUUCAAGCAUUCAAAACCCUCAAAGAUGAUAACGCUCUACACAUCACAAAGGCUGAUAUGUCGAAUGCUUUUUUAGGAGGUGCCAUUGCCUACUCACACAUAACAAACAACUUGGACGUAGUUAACAAGUUGUCUGGUAUGAAAUUAAAUUUUGAUUUUAAACUUUGUGACGCCUCCACGCUGCCCACAGCUUCAGCGUGCGGUUGGGACUGGACAGAGAACCCGGUGACGGGGGAGUGUUACCGCCUGGAGCUGGAGGAGCUGACCUUCGCUGACGCCCGCGCCGUGUGUCUGGAGCAGUGGUACGGCGAGGGACAGUCCUCGCCAGACCUCGUCUCCCUCUACUCUUCACAGGAGCAGUCAUUUGUUUUCGACCUGGUGGCUAGACAGGACCUGAGCCAGACGGGGCUGUGGAUUGGCAUGAAGAACGACAUUGACGGCAACAGAUGGAUGGACGGAACACCCGGAGCUUACUUCAACUGGGCUGACGGUGAACCCAGCAGCUAUUAUUUCGACGAGAACUGUAUUGAGAUGCACUCGGACACGGGCAAGUGGAAUGACAUCGACUGCGUUCUCCGCUUUGCAUUUAUAUGUGAGAAAAAAGUAACGUGCCCGAGCGGGUGGAGCUACUGGAACAACCACUGUUACUACCUCUCCCCGACCACCGCCGACUGGGACACCGCCCACGGCUCCUGCAACGACAUGCUGGGCAGCGAACUCGUGUCCGUAGGCAGCGCUGACGAAGACGACUACCUCACUA
Molecule: messenger RNA, 907 nt
Organism: Procambarus clarkii (red swamp crayfish)
Lineage: Eukaryota; Metazoa; Arthropoda; Malacostraca; Decapoda; Cambaridae
Source: RefSeq, a predicted model, not a curated record